AUGUCUAUCCCCAUGACCAGACUCGGCGGCCGCGCCUUCAACGGCGACGACCACGGCGACGACAGCGAGCGCGAGUAUGACCGCCUGCGCGACCUUGCGCGCGCCGAGGCCGAGAAGCGCAAUGCGUGCUACGACAAGUCCCGUAGCGCCUACAACUCGGGCGACGGCGGCCGCGCCAAGGAGCUCUCCAACGAGGGCAAGUCGCACGACGCCAAGAUGGACGACUACAACCGCCAGGCGUCCGAGUUCAUCUUCCGCGCCAACAACGCGCCCGGCCGCGUCGACGCCGACGCCAUCGACCUCCACGGCCAGUUCGUCGAGGAGGCCGAGCGCAUCCUCGAGGAGCGCAUCCGCGCCGACCGCGCCCGCGGCCAGACGCACCUCCACGCCAUUGUCGGCAAGGGCAACCACUCGGUCGGCCACGUGCAAAAGAUUAAGCCCAAGGUCGAGGAGCUCUGCCGCGAGCUCGGCCUGCAGUGCCGCACCGAGGAGAAUGCCGGACGCAUCUACAUUAACCUCCAGGGCGGCGAGCCCAUGCCCCCGCAGCACGGCGGCGGCGGCAAGCCCCAUGGUGGACAGCAGCACGGCGGCGGCCAACAGCACGGUGGUCAACAGCACGGCGGUCAACAGCACGGUGGCCAGCAGCAUGGCGGCCAGAACCAGGGCCAGAACCAGCAAGACGACAUUGCUGCCAUGGUCGAAAAGGUUCUUCCCCGUAUCCUGCGCAAGCUCGAAAAAGCCUGCUGUACCGUCAUGUAA
Akanthomyces muscarius is the source of this 759-nucleotide messenger RNA. RefSeq lists its product as uncharacterized. The coding region runs from base 1 to 759 and encodes 252 amino acids. NCBI's taxonomy places the organism in Eukaryota, Fungi, Ascomycota, Sordariomycetes, Hypocreales, Cordycipitaceae. The record is from RefSeq and is a predicted model, not a curated record. The transcript is spliced from 3 exons.